This is a messenger RNA of Trypanosoma cruzi, 1236 nucleotides long. Its product is annotated as mucin-associated surface protein (MASP), putative. The record is from RefSeq and is a predicted model, not a curated record. The transcript has a single exon. Bases 1 to 1236 code for a protein of 411 amino acids. NCBI's taxonomy places the organism in Eukaryota, Euglenozoa, Kinetoplastea, Trypanosomatida, Trypanosomatidae.
AUGAUGGCGAUGAUGAUGACUGGCCGUGUGCUGCUGGUGUGUGCCCUCUGCGUGCUGUGGUGCGGUGCCGGAUGGGUUUAUGCGAGAGAAUUCGAGAGCAACGCACUGGGUGGCUGCAUGGCGUCGGGAGCGUUGGGUGCUAGUUGGUACCAUAUGCCCAGCGGAUGUGAUAAAGCUGCGCUUACGCCGCCCUUACGGUCAGCACUGCCUAUUCCUGCUAUAAAGGCUGAAGCUAGUGAGGAUGAUGUUCCUCUUAGGGAAGAGGAUGAUUCAAUUUCAACUUCAGGUGCAGUUGUUGGCACCGCCAUGCCUGGUGAAAGUGACGGUGCUGCUCUUGUCAUUCAAUCUGGUCCCCCUGCUGGUGGUGUUGCUCCAACGACCCCCAGCGGUGGGUCAUCCACCCAAAACAUGGAAUCUCAGCGAGCCGUUCAGCAUUUAGAACCAACCGAUCCUGCGGCGUCCGUAUUGCCCAAAGUGGAAGUACCGGGGGAGCCAAUGCCCAUUGCAGAAGAAAGCCUUUCUAAUACACAAGAUAGACCAGAAAUUCGAGUUACUGGUGAGGAUAAUACUGAACGCGAGAAACUGCGGAGUGCUGUGGAUACGGGAGACCGUUUCAGCGACCAACCAAAAGAACCAACGCCGCCAUUGAAAACAACACCACAAUUACAACCAACAACACCAGUACCGCCACCGUCGUCAAAAGCAUCAACAACGGAAUUAUCAUCAGGAGAGGGAAAUCCACAAGCAGCAACAACAGACACGCAGACUCCAACACCAACAAUUGGAAAGACGACAACGUCAGAAACCGCAACGGACUAUAAAGCACCUAAAACUCCUUCAAAGGAUGAUGAGGCAGAGCAACACAGUAAAGAGAGGGUCCCAUCGGAUUUGAUGAAGAAUACAGCCAACGGCCAUCCAGCAGACACAACAGCAUCAUCCAUCCCUACAAUUGGCAGUGGUGAUGUUCAGAGAAAUGCGGAUAAGAACGGCAAUGAUGCUCAACGGCCUGACACAAAAGGAACACACAACGACCCCGCAGCUGUUAAUACCAACGAUACUCUUACAGCCAGUGUGGCAGCACCACAAACAACAGAAAGACUUGCCGAUGCCAAAACAAAUCAUACGGUGACACCUGGCGACAGUGACGGCGGCACCGCGGUCUCCCACACCACCUCCCCUCUUUUGCUUCUUCUUGUUGUUGCGUGUGCGGCUGCUGCUGCGGUGGUGGCCGCGUGA